AUGACAGAUCUAGCAGAAUCGGAAUUGACAAUUGUUAUUACGGGAUUCGGUCCAUUCCAACUCUUCGACAAUAAUCCCAGUGAGAAAGUGGUACGGCGGAUUGCUAAAGAAGGUAUCGAACAUAUCCAACCAAAUACCAGGAUCAUCGUUAAGGUGAUGCCAGUAACAUAUGAUGAUGUGAAGAAUAUGGUGUCUGAAUUCUGGAAGGAAUAUCAUCCUGAUCUCGUUGUGCAUUUGGGUGUCCAUUCUGUGAAUUAUUCUAUUAGGAUCGAAACAAGAAGCUGUGGUAUUGGUUAUUAUCAAAACGAUAUCAAUUCAAAAACACCUGAAGACCACAAAUGUCCGCUGGUUAAUUUCUCUUCUGGUGAAUUGGAAAAUAUUAUAUACACUGGAUUAGAUUGUAUGAAACUCGUCGAAUCACUGAGAAUGGAAUUUGCUGGAGAACGUGUGCAUUUUGAAUUGUCUGAUAAUCCAGGAAGAUAUCUAUGCGCAUAUGCUUAUUAUAUCUCACUUCAGCAUAACAGGGACUGUUCCCUGUUCGUACAUAUACCAUGUUUCAAUAAAAGCUGUACUCUGGAACUUAUCACGAAAAUUGUCAAACAGAUCGUCCGAUUAUCAUUGCUACAGGUCCUCAGAACGCGCAAAGAAAAAUCCGAAAGCCAUUGUCAGAAUAGGCAACAGCAGUUGCAGUUCAUGACGAAUAAUUUAUAG
Molecule: messenger RNA, 711 nt
Organism: Acanthocheilonema viteae
Lineage: Eukaryota; Metazoa; Nematoda; Chromadorea; Rhabditida; Onchocercidae
Source: the annotation of a GenBank genome assembly